CUUCCCUCUUCGAUUCUCUUUCUCUCACUCAACAAAUCUCCAAGUAUUCAGAGAAAAACCCUAAUUCUCCAUCUCAUCGGUCAUCCGCCAAGGAGUUUGCGCCAUGACAGCCAUCCCUCCUCCUCCUGCUGGCCGGGAGCUUUCAAAUCCUCCGUCUGACGGCAUUUCCAAUCUCCGGUUCUCCAACCACAGUGACCACCUACUGGUUUCCUCUUGGGACAAGACUGUGCGCUUGUACGACGCCAGCGCCAACGUGCUCCGCGGUGAGUUCGUACACGGUGGUCCUGUGCUCGACUGUUGUUUCCACGACGAUUCUUCGGGAUUCAGUGUGAGUGUUGACAACACUGUCAGGAGGCUUGUUUUCAAUCAUAAUAAGGAGGAUAUAUUAGGGAAGCAUGAUGCACCUGUGCGGUGCGUUGAGUAUUCUUACGCGGCAGGGCAAUUAAUUACUGGCAGUUGGGAUAAAACACUGAAGUGUUGGGAUCCCAGAGGUGCAAGCGGUCAGGAACAUACGCUGGUUGGAACAUAUCCUCAGCCUGAGCGUGUUUAUUCACUCUCUCUUGUGGGGAACCGUUUAGUUGUAGCAACUGCUGGAAGGCAUGUUAAUGUCUAUGACUUGAGAAAUAUGUCUCAACCCGAGCAAAGAAGAGAAUCCUCAUUGAAAUAUCAGACUCGAUGUGUGCGGUGUUAUCCAAAUGGAACAGGUUAUGCUCUUAGUUCUGUUGAAGGACGAGUAGCUAUGGAAUUUUUUGAUCCCUCAGAGGCUAGUCAAGCUAAAAAGUACGCAUUCAAAUGUCACAGAAAAUCAGAGGCUGGAAGGGACAUAGUCUAUCCGGUCAAUGCCAUUGCAUUCCAUCCUAUCUAUGGUACUUUUGCAACUGGAGGUUGUGAUGGGUACGUGAAUGUUUGGGAUGGGAACAACAAGAAGAGACUAUAUCAGUAUUCAAAAUACCCAACAAGUAUUGCAGCUCUGUCAUUUAGUAGAGAUGGACGCCUAUUAGCUGUAGCAUCAAGUUACACAUUUGAAGAGGGAGAUAAACCCCACGAGCCAGAUGCCAUAUAUGUCCGCAGUGUAAAUGAAAUAGAAGUUAAGCCAAAGCCUAAAGUAUACCCCAAUCCUCCAACAUGAUUAAUUUCACGGAAGUCUCCCCUGUGAUCCAUGCUUGUCGUUCUGUAGCCCUCCAUUGUUUUUCUUGCUAGAGUUACUUGAUGGUGGUUUAGAGCCAAGAUCCCGAUUGACUUGCAGAUUGCACCCUUUAGCAUACACAAAAGAGACCACGAGACAGGC
Molecule: messenger RNA, 1288 nt
Organism: Cucurbita maxima (winter squash)
Lineage: Eukaryota; Viridiplantae; Streptophyta; Magnoliopsida; Cucurbitales; Cucurbitaceae
Product: mitotic checkpoint protein BUB3.2
Exons: 9
Coding region: 104-1129 (341 amino acids)
Biological process (GO): mitotic spindle assembly checkpoint signaling
Cellular component (GO): bub1-bub3 complex; kinetochore; mitotic checkpoint complex
Molecular function (GO): ubiquitin binding
Source: RefSeq, a predicted model, not a curated record